Myotis myotis is the source of this 3492-nucleotide messenger RNA. It is a transcript of the gene SLC9A2, whose product is annotated as solute carrier family 9 member A2. Bases 184 to 2613 code for a protein of 809 amino acids. NCBI's taxonomy places the organism in Eukaryota, Metazoa, Chordata, Mammalia, Chiroptera, Vespertilionidae. Gene Ontology annotation, cellular component: membrane. Gene Ontology annotation, molecular function: sodium:proton antiporter activity. The record is from RefSeq and is a predicted model, not a curated record. Gene Ontology annotation, biological process: proton transmembrane transport; regulation of pH; sodium ion transport. The transcript has 12 exons.
CGGGGCCGCGCCUGCAGCUGCGGUCGGCGAGCCGGGGCCGGGCACGGGCCGGCGACCGGGGGCGGAGGGCGGGUGAGGGUGGCCGAGGGCUCGCGUCGGGACCGAGCCGGGAGCUGCGGAGACCUGGCCGGCGGCGUCUCAGGGCGCGAUGCGCUGAGCGCCGAGGGGCCGCGCGCGGGGCCCAUGGAGCCGGCGGGCACCGGGCGGCGCUGGCCGGGGCCGCCCGCGCCGCUGCUGCUUCUGCUGCUCCUGCAGGUAGCGGGGCCCGCGGGCGCCCUGGCCGAGACCCUGCCGGACGCCAGGGCCGUGGGCACCAGCGCCAGCCCGCCCAGCCCCGCGAGCGUGGUGGCUCCGGGGACGACGCCGCUGGAGGAGAGCCGGCUGCCCGUGUUCACCCUGGACUACCCGCACGUGCAGAUCCCCUUCGAGAUCACCCUGUGGAUCCUGCUCGCCUCCCUGGCCAAGAUUGGCUUCCACCUCUACCACAAGCUGCCCACAAUCGUGCCCGAGAGCUGCCUCCUCAUCAUGGUCGGCCUUCUGCUCGGGGGCAUUAUCUUUGGUGUCGACGAGAAGUCGCCUCCCGCCAUGAAGACAGACGUGUUCUUCCUGUACCUCCUGCCCCCCAUCGUGCUGGACGCGGGCUACUUCAUGCCCACCCGCCCAUUCUUCGAGAACAUCGGCACCAUCUUCUGGUACGCCGUGGUGGGCACGCUGUGGAACUCCAUCGGCAUCGGCGUGUCCUUGUUCGGCAUCUGCCAGAUUGAAGCCUUCGGCCUGAGCGACAUCACUUUGCUGCAGAACCUGCUCUUCGGCAGCCUGAUCUCCGCCGUGGACCCUGUGGCCGUGCUCGCUGUCUUCGAGAACAUUCACGUCAACGAGCAGCUCUACAUCCUGGUCUUCGGGGAGUCCCUGCUGAACGACGCGGUGACAGUGGUCCUGUACAACCUGUUCAAGUCCUUCUGCCAGAUGAAGACCAUUGAGACUGUUGACGUGUUUGCCGGGAUUGCCAACUUCUUUGUUGUGGGCAUCGGCGGCAUGUUGAUCGGCAUCUUCCUGGGAUUCAUAGCGGCAUUUACCACGCGGUUCACACACAACAUACGGGUGAUCGAGCCACUCUUUGUCUUCCUGUACAGUUACUUGUCCUAUAUCACAGCCGAAAUGUUUCACCUCUCAGGCAUCAUGGCAAUCACCACUUGUGCAAUGACUAUGAACAAGUAUGUGGAAGAAAAUGUAUCUCAGAAAUCCUACACGACCAUCAAGUACUUCAUGAAGAUGUUGAGCAGUGUCAGCGAGACCCUGAUCUUCAUCUUCAUGGGCGUGUCCACCGUGGGGAAGAACCACGAGUGGAACUGGGCCUUCGUCAGCUUCACGCUGGCCUUCUGCCUGGUCUGGAGAGCCCUGGGUGUCUUUGUCCUGACUCAGGCCAUUAACUGGUUCCGGACAAUUCCCCUGACCUUUAAGGACCAGUUCAUCAUUGCCUAUGGAGGGCUCCGAGGGGCCAUCUGCUUUGCGCUGGUGUUUCUCCUUCCCGCCGCUGUGUUUCCCCGGAAAAAGCUCUUCAUUACGGCUGCAAUCGUCGUCAUAUUCUUCACUGUCUUCAUUCUGGGAAUAACCAUUCGGCCACUAGUGGAGUUUCUUGAUGUUAAAAAGGCCAAUAAGAAGCAGCAGGCCGUGAGUGAGGAGAUCCACAGCCGGUUUUUUGACCAUGUGAAGACUGGGAUUGAAGACGUCUGUGGACACUGGGGCCACAAUUUUUGGAGAGACAAGUUUAAAAAGUUUGAUGACAAAUACCUGCGGAAGCUCUUGAUUCGGGAAAACCAGCCCAAGUCGAGCAUCGUGUCCUUGUAUAAAAAGCUGGAGAUCAAGCACGCCAUCGAGAUGGCGGAGACCGGGCUGAGGAGCGCGGGGCCUUCCUUUGCGUCUCUGAAUGACUGUCAUGAAGAAAAAAUAAGGAAGCUUACACCUGGUGAAAUGGAUGAAAUUCGAGAAAUAUUAUCAAGAAAUCUCUAUCAAAUCCGCCAGCGAACUUUGUCAUACAACAGACACAAUCUGACGGCCGACACAAGUGAGAGACAAGCCAAGGAGAUUCUCAUCCGCCGAAGGCACAGUUUGCGCGAGAGCAUUCGGAAAGACAGCAGCCUGAGUCGGGAGCGCAGGGCUUCCAUGUCAGCCUCCCGAUACCUGUCCUUACCCAAAAAUACGAAGCUUCCAGAAAAGCUACAAAAGAAAAGGAAUGUUUCUAAUGCAGGUGGCAACAGCAGUGACUCGGACGCAGAUGCCGGGACCACUGUCCUCAACUUGAAGCCCCGCGCGAGGCGCUUCUUGCCGGAGCAGUUCUCACAGAAGGCGGCCCAGGCCUGCAGGAUGGAGUGGAAGAACGAGGUGGACGUCGAGGCGGCCCAGCAGCCCUGCACCCCAGCACCCCACCGCAGGGAGGGGGCCACGCAGACCCCGGGCGCGCUGCGGCAGCCCCUGCUCCCCCAUGGCCAGCUAGGCCCCGGGCAGGAGGGCCCCACGACUGAGAGCCAGCGACCCAGGCCGCCCCCCAGGCUGGUGCGAAGGGCCUCGGAGCCUGGAGGCCACAAAGCUCGCUGGGGGAGUGAGCGGCCCUAGCGGGAAAGGCCUGGGCAGCCAGCACCACUGUCACUGCUCCAAACAGACGCAGAGACCCAGGUCACCCUCCAGGCCUCAUCCUCUCCUGGAGAGUGGAGUCACGCCCUUGAUUAACGAGCCGAUUGCCUAUCCUGAGAAGUGGAAAGUCAACAAGAAAAAGUCCGGUGAAAUGUCUUUUAUGAGUUGCGAGCAGUUGUAGUCUUUGCAGAGCUGAGUAAAAAAAUGUGUGCCUUCAUUGAACUUGAAUGACUGAACUUGACAUUUUUAGCACACCCUUGUCGGUGAAAAUUUUAAUAUAUGCAUAUGCCUCAAAUUUUAUUUAUGAAAAAGUAUGUUUAUCUGUGGUCAGUUUUUAAGUGAAUGGCCCUAAAAAUACUCUGAAGAUCUUCCCGAAGCGUAGCGGCGGCUCCUGUGGCCAGUGCUCCUGAUGGCCAGCACUCCUGGUGGCCGGCGCUCCUGGUGGCCAUGGCUCCUGAUGGCCGUGGCUCCUGGUGGCCGGGGCUCCUGAUGGCUGUGGCUCCUGGUGGCCAGGGCUCCUGGUGGCCAGCACUCCUGGUGGCCGUGGCUCCUGGUGGCCGGGGCUCCUGGUGGCCAGGGCUCCUGAUGGCCGGCACUCCUGAUGGCCGGGGGCUCCUGAUGGCCGGGGGCUCCUGGUGGCCAGGGCUCCUGGUGGCCGGGGCUCCUGAUGGCCAGCACUCCUAAUGGCCAUGGCUCCUGGUGGCCGUGGCUCCUUUUGGCCGGCUCUCCUGGUGGCCGGCACUCCUGGUGGCUGGAGUUCCUCGUGGCCGGGGGCUCUUGGUGGCUGGGCUUUCUGGUGGCUGGGGGCUCCUGGUGGCUGGGUGUUCCUGGUGGCCGGGGGCUCUUGGUGGCUGGGAUUCC